AUUUAUAUACAUAUGCGAGCAGGGUGGUGGGUGAGCGCGUGACAACGAGCAACCUAACAUUUUUCUCGCUCUCGUGUCUAAUCAUAGAAAAUAGAAGCACGUAUUUUUGGUUUUUUUUUUUUUUCUUUGUAUUUAAUUCAAGAUCGUAUAUUCUUUCGUAAUUAAUUUUUCGCGUUAGAUUUAGUAUCAUCGAUUGGCCCGUAUGCGUAUCAUAUCCAUUUUAGGUCUGAUGCAAUUAUUUUUGGCAAAUUUUUCUUUAUCUAGUUUCGAUCCAUUUAGUUAAAUUAUUCGGUAAUUAAAGUAAUUGGAUGAUUUUUAUCGAUCAUAUGUAACGUAUAUAAAUUGUCAUGUCGCGUGGGUGGUAGAAAUGAAAUUGUUCAGCACAAAAUUGAAACAAUUCUUUCAGCUGACAGACAAUUUAUCAAGCCUGUCUUUGAACGUUUCAAUUUUACGAACACAUACGUACAAAUACGCAUUGUUCUUUUGGCAUUAUUACAAGAUGCAUAGGAAAUACCUACAUAGUACGAGCUCGUUGAACGCGGCACAACAAACUCCAAAUCACAACACGAUCGAUAGAAUAGUAAUAUAACGAUGAAUGAGAUAGUAAUCGGAGAAUCUUUGCCCGAAAUUGAUUCCUUGAUGCCUGCGAAGGAACGGAAUAUUUCAAGCGCUUAAAAAAGAAGAAGAUAAACGCGUAAUAGAAAAAGAAAAAGAAAGAAAGGAUUCAAGCCAAUAAAUAGAGAUGAAUAUUCCGAAAAGCGACGGGCUCCUAUCGGUGGUUUUACCUUCCGAAAUUCCAUCUUCUGCAAGCUCGCAACAGCUCUUUAUAAAUCAGGACCAACAGGACGAGGAAGCUUCGGAUUGUCCACUUUUGACCCCGAGUCCACCACCUCCGGCCGUGCAGAUUAAUAAUUCCCUCGAAUCGGCGCCGAUAUACAGGCCUCUCGAAGGAGUACCUUUGGAGAUGAUAACAACGCCUACGCUCGAGAACAUAAACGAAGAGGAUGGACUUAAUGCUUUUAUGAAUCUCGUUAACAGUUCGUGCAAACCUCUUCACGAUGAGCCGAGUUCUCGCGAUCCGAUGGUGGAAUCGAGUACAAGCGGUAGCAGCAGCGAUACGAACGAGCCGGUUUGCGCUCAAUUACUCACGCAGCUGAAUACUGCUUAUCAACAUUUAGCACCAGACGCACAAGCUCUAUUUUACAAUCAGGAGAAUGGUGGGAAGCCACCGCUCGUUGGAAUACAGCUGGUCGUCCCAAAAUCUCCGAAAGAUUAUCGAUUUAUGAAAUGGAAUUGGCCUCUGAUAAGAAAAACAUGUUUUUGGUCGUUGAUGUCGGUUUUGGCUGGAUGCACCGCACUUGUUAUAGGUGUCCUCGCGACGAUGCCCAAAAGAUGCGAUCCUAAGGUAGAAUGGUGGCAAGGCAACGUCUUCUACGAGAUCUUUCCAGCUUCCUUUCAAGAUUCCUCGAAGGGCGGCGAUGGUAUCGGUGAUUUGCGCGGCAUUACGAUGAGACUGGAUUACCUCAAGAGACUCGGCGUUCGUGGAAUUCGUUUGAAUUCAAUUUUCCCAGCACCCCACUAUCCAGAAUAUUAUUCGGACGUUAGCAACAUGACAGACAUAAACGUGAAUCUCGGUACGUUGAAGGAUUUUGAAAAAUUGGUACACGAGAUACAUCGUAGAAACAUGAGCCUUAUCUUGGAUUUACUGCUUUAUCCGUACGUAAAGACCCUCGAAGGUGAGGAAAUGGCAACGAUGAUUAACCCGAAUAAAACGGACAAAGUGAUCCGCGAAAGAAGAGCUUUGACCAAGGAUUCGAUACUCGAGGAUGUAGUCUUGCAGUCAACGCAACCUGGCUCGAUUCAAAAAGUUCAAGAAACUUUGUCAAUGGUUAGCAGUACUUUAGAACCCUUCGAAGAACCAAGAGCUUUGCCAGUUUCGUCGGAUCUCAUAGGUAACGAUCAUCCGAUAAGUUUGGCUAUUAAAACGUGGCUCGGUAGAGGGGUCGAUGGAUUUUAUUUGAAGGGUCUCGAACGUUACGUUCACGAAAACAACUUUCCAAGUAUUCUAAGUCAUUGGAAAUCCCUGCUCGGACCUCGGAAGAUACUCAUUUGUCACCUGGAUGCACUAAAUGCUGCGAUGCAUUUUGACAGUUCGAGAAAUGCCAUUUUGACGAGGAUAGAUCUGAUCGACGUUGCUUUACGCGUAUCCAAUGGAACCGAGGAUAUAAAAGCGCAGGUGGAAAGUAUAACGAAAGGUAUACUUUUCGAAAAAGCAUCUUAUCCGUGGGUUCACUGGUCCAUCGGUGGCGUUGAUUUCAGAAGAAUCGCUUCCAGUAUCAACGUCAAGAACGCUUCGAUGGCUGUCUCUCUUUUGGCUCUGAUGCUUCCUGGAACACCCAGUAUAUUUUAUGGAGACGAGAAAGGUAUAUUGGAUUGCGAGUGCGAAGAUCAUCAGGAUUUGGCACAUUUGCAUAAUCUUGCACCGAUGUACUGGGAGAAGAAAGAUGGAUUGGAUGAUAAAUUUACAUCGGUUGGGGUCACUGCCUGGUUACCCGAAGCUUCGAAACCUUUGGAAACGAGUCUGAUCGACACGAUCGCCGAAAUGAUCAAAUUGAGGUCCGAUACUCCGCCGAUUUACGUUAAAGCUAUUGCCAAGGAUAACGGAAUCAUUGCUAACUGUGAUAUUAGGUACACGAAGGAUGAGAUUAUCGUGAUUGAACGGUGGUAUCCUCGUAGAAACUCGUACGUUUUCGUUGCUAAUCUCGGCAACGAGUCGAAAUCGAAAGAUUUGUCGUCUCUUUAUUACGGUGGUCACGUCGUCGUAGGACCAGCCAAUAGAUUGAAACAAGAUGUUUUCUUCAAGGAACUUAACGUUCCACCUGGCGAAGCUUUCAUCAUCAAAUUGGACAAGUGAGAAAAUUCUAGCAGAGUUCCUGAAAGCAACAAAAUAAAUUGUCGACUCAUAUAUUUUCGAUGACGCGUCGUCUAGUGCCAAGUGUUAUCCUAUACGGAAGAAACUUCCUAUCGUUGUAUUGCACGUCGACAAAUUCUUUCUUUAACGACUUGAUAAGAAGCAACAAAAAGAAAAAAAACAAACCACGACGACUAAAAUGUUCCGUAAGGUUCUACGAUACGAUCUACCGAUCGGAUUAAUCGUCACGUCUGUAGAAUCGUUAUUCACAUUCCGAAAGAACAAAGACAGUCCGAUUUUGUAGAUCAAGUUGAUUACUUUAUACGAAUCUCUAUGUGUUCACUUUGAUAGUCUGGCCUGUGGAACUUUCAAUCUAAAGACACAACGAAUUGUACAUUCUCUUGAGUCUCCACAUAAUCUUAUUUACUUGGAAUUGUUAAUUGAAAUGCGAUGAAUAUUUAUCGAAACAUUUUACCGUGGUACUUUUAAGUAAUACAAAUAUAUAGAAAUAUUUUCAUGAGAAUAUAUGUACCACGAUAGAAAAAAAAAAAAAAAACACAUUAAUCUUUUUUUAAUACGUACUCGUCGAGUCGACGGUAAUUUUAAUUACGUCAAAGAGUAAACUUUCAUUCGAUCAAAUAUUUGUUAACAAUUGAAAUAUAUUUUCGAUCGAUCGGAAUUCAAGCAAUUUGCAUUAGAAUUAUAUCUUUUCUAUAUUAUAUAUAUAUAUAUCUUUCAAUACGUCUGUGUAUGUUAUUUCGGAGAAACCUUAACAUUCCCGAAAACGUACUUAUAUAAAAAACAUAUUGUACAUAGUACAGAUAUUCUCUAUCCUAAUGUUUAUAAAUAAAUGAAUAAAUGAAUUGGUUUUGUUUUUAA
This is a messenger RNA of Polistes dominula (European paper wasp), 3790 nucleotides long. RefSeq names its product maltase A2. Gene Ontology annotation, biological process: carbohydrate metabolic process. The record is from RefSeq and is a predicted model, not a curated record. Lineage: Eukaryota; Metazoa; Arthropoda; Insecta; Hymenoptera; Vespidae.